Messenger RNA from Acinonyx jubatus (cheetah), 1037 nucleotides. RefSeq names its product carbonyl reductase 3 (gene CBR3). The record is from RefSeq and is a predicted model, not a curated record. The transcript has 3 exons. Gene Ontology annotation, molecular function: carbonyl reductase (NADPH) activity. The coding region runs from base 150 to 983 and encodes 277 amino acids. Lineage: Eukaryota; Metazoa; Chordata; Mammalia; Carnivora; Felidae.
CGAGGGCCGGGCCUCGUUCUCUAGAAGUCAAAGCACUGGAUCCCAGAACUCAGUUCUCUGUGGCUUCUCUGUGUCCGAGCCUCCGCAGCGAGCUCCCUAGUGGCUCACAGCCCGGGCCGCUCUCCACGCGCCAAGUGCCUUCCCCGGCCAUGUCGUCCUGCAGCCGCGUGGCGCUGGUGACCGGGGCCAACAAAGGCAUCGGCUUCGCCAUCGCGCGCGACCUGUGCCGGCAAUUUUCGGGGGACGUGGUGCUCACGGCGCGGGACGCGGCGCGGGGCCGGGCAGCCGUGCAGCAGCUCCAGGCCGAGGGCCUGAGCCCCCGCUUCCACCUGCUGGACAUCGACGACCUGCAGAGCGUCCGCGCCCUGCGCGACUUCCUGCGCAAGGAGUACGGGGGCCUCAACGUGCUGGUCAACAACGCGGGCAUAGCCUUCCAGCCUGAUGAUCCAACACCCUUUGACAUUCGAGCUGAGAUAACACUGAAGACAAACUUUUUUGCCACAAGGAAUGUCUGCAUAGAAUUACUGCCAAUAAUAAAGCCUCAUGGCAGGGUGGUGAAUAUCAGCAGUUUAGAGGGCUCCAAAGCUCUUGAAAAUUGCAGCCCAGAUCUACAGAAGAAGUUCCGAUGCGAGACGCUCACAGAAGGGGACCUGGUGGACCUCAUGAAAAAGUUUGUGGAGGAUGCAAACAAUGAAGUGCACGAGAGGGAAGGCUGGCCCAACUCGGCUUAUGGGGUGUCCAAGCUGGGGGUCACGGUCUUAUCAAGGAUCUUGGCCCGGCGUCUGGAUGAGAAGAGAAAAGCGGACAGGAUUCUGCUGAACGCUUGCUGCCCGGGGUGGGUAAAAACGGACCUGGGUGGGCCUUGCGGCCCCAGGACUGUGGAGGAGGGAGCUGAGACCCCUGUCUACUUGGCCCUCCUGCCUCCAGAUGCUACCGAGCCUCAUGGCCAGCUGGUCCAUGACAAAGUCGUCCAAAACUGGUGAAUGUCUGCUUUGGUGCUUAAUGCUUAAUAAACGUUUGUGGAGUGAAUGAGUGAA